Messenger RNA from Cavenderia fasciculata, 1542 nucleotides. RefSeq lists its product as uncharacterized. The transcript has a single exon. Gene Ontology annotation, biological process: xylulose metabolic process. Lineage: Eukaryota; Evosea; Eumycetozoa; Acytosteliales; Cavenderiaceae. The record is from RefSeq and is a predicted model, not a curated record. Bases 1 to 1542 code for a protein of 513 amino acids. Gene Ontology annotation, molecular function: D-xylulokinase activity.
AUGUGUGCGAUGAAAUAUUUUAUAGGUAUUGAUUUAGGAACAUCUGGAAUCAAAGUAAUCAUUAAAGAAGAAGAUGAUACUAUUGCAUUUAGUGGUUAUCAUCCAUUAAAGGUUGAAAGAUUGAAACCGUUGUGGUCGGAACAAGUGGUGGGAGAUUGGUGGAUUGCAUUGGACAGCGUGAUGAGCAAGAUGGCAUUACAAGUGGAUAGGGAGAAGGUGUUGAACAAUGUCAGAGGUAUUGGUUUAACAGGUCAGAUGCACUCUGCUGUAUUGUUGGAUGACAAACAUCAAGUAUUGCGUAACUGCAUCUUGUGGAAUGAUCAGCGUAGCAGUGCAGAGUGUAAAGAGUUGGCAUCAAAAGUAGAGAAUUGUCAAGACACGAUCACUGGUAACAUCAUAAUGAGUGGAUUCACUGCACCAAAGAUACUGUGGCUAAAGAAACAUGAACCAGACGUAUUCAACAAGAUCGAUAAAGUGGUACUACCCAAAGACUAUGUACGGUUCUUAUUAAGUGGUCAAUUUGCAACUGAUAUGUCUGAUGCUAGUGGAACGAUGUGGUUGGAUGUAAAAAAGAGACAAUGGAGCGUUGAAAUGAUCAAUGCAUGUGGUUUGACGAUUAAUCAUAUGCCUCAACUCUACGAAAGCACAGAUAUCACUGGUACACUACACGAUCACCUGGCCGAGAGAUGGGGACUGCCUACAAAGACACCCAUCGGGGCUGGAGCAGGUGACAAUGCAGCCGGUGCUAUUGGAUGUGGGAUCAACACGUUAAACAAUAGAGCAAUGGUAUCACUUGGGACGAGUGGUGUGUCGUUCCUCCCAACCGACCGAUUCACAAGUAACACUUCCAAUGCAUUGCAUAGUUUUUGUCAUGCGCUUCCCCAAUCAUGGCAUUUAAUGUCGGUCAUAUUAAACUGUACAUCUUGUAUUGACUGGGUAUCUGAAUUGACAGGAUUUACAAAUUAUUUAGAUAUGAUACAAACUUUGAACAAAGAGAAUCAAGAAGUGGAUAAAGAGGAUAAAGUUCUUAAAGAUCCAAUAUGGUUCUUGCCCUAUUUAAAUGGAGAAAGAACACCACACAACAAUGCCAAUUUAAAAGGUAGCUUUUAUGGACUGACAAAUAAUCAUAGUCGAUUAGAUUUAUGUAGAUCGGUAUUUGAAGGUGUAUCAUUUGCAUUGGCUGAUGGUUUGGAUGUACUCUUAGAAGAUUCACCUAUAGAUACUGUCAUUGCUAUUGGAGGUGGAACCAACAAUGAUUAUUGGUGUCAAAUGUUGGCCGAUAUAACCAACCUUACAUUAGAGGUACCAGGUUCAUCCGAUUUAGGUCCAUCCUUUGGUGCAGCUAGAUUAAUACAAAUUGCAACUUGUAUUCAAAGUGCAACAACAAAAAGCAAGGAAGACAUUUACAAAGAUAUCAUUAGAUUACCUACAUCCAUAACCAAAAUAUUUAAACCAAACUCAAUCAAACAUCAACAAUUUAAAGAGAAAAGAAUCAUAUUUAAACAAUUAUAUCAAUUAUUAUUACCAUUAUCUUCAAAAUAG